CUUGAAUGUUUAGUGUUAAGGAUUCUCAACUUCACUGUGAACCAUUUCCAAUAGAUCAACAACACAAUUUCUGAGUCAUAUCUAUUAGAUAUAAAUUAUAUACUUUACACAUCUAACAUUCUGUAUAAAAAGUGGAUGAAAGGUUAGAAGUACCAAAAAACAAACACCUACAACCAAAGUAUGUACACUCUGGAAGAAAUACAGAUUUUAGAUAAUCUACUAAUCCAUGUAAUAAUCAGUUUCAUUAUGAAUACUUUAUAAAUUCUGUCUAACUACAAUAUAGGAAGCAAUGGAUUCUCCACAGAAGGAUAUACGUAUCAUAAGUUUUUGUUUUUAUAUUAGGGAAGAUGGUUAUAAAUAUUCCAUUAUGACCUGAAAGUCUGCAGCUAUGCCAAAUAUGCAAUGUUUACACCUGCAGUUAUUACAAAUAAUAGUGACAACAUAAAGCAAGCAUUUACUCAAUAAUAUUGGGAAUUAUCCUGUAUAAAUUAUUGCAAAACAUUUGUUAUAUCUUUGACUAUAAAAGUGUUUGGAUUUCUUAGGAUUGCUUCCAAUGUUUUCCGCAAUGGCAGCUCUGUAUAUUCUGUUUUACCGACAUGUUGGAAACAGCAAAACAUAUCAUGGCUGAAUAUGGUGGUUUUCUGAUUUAUAACAAUGUGUUGACUUUAAUUAAUCUAUUACAUGAUAUAAAAGAGAUGUACAAUAAGAAUAAUUAAUUGUGAAACUUGUUAAGACAGAUGUGAUUAAUUGUUCAUAGUGUUAUCUGAUUUUAAGUGUUGUACCAAGCUCAUUGUAUGUCAUGAAAAAGUGUAUGAUAAAAGCUUGUAGUGAACAUGAUAUAUCACUAGAUGUAAUAGUGUUUCACUGCCUUUAAAGAAGUUCUAAAUAUUCGUGCAAUAAUAUAAACACUUCUAUACUGGAGUCUCAUAUUCAUUUGUGACUUUCAAAGCAUCAGACAUAUUCUAAUGGAUCAUACUCUGGAAUACUGUGACAUGUAAUAAAUAGAAUCUCAUGCCAAGACUACGAAAGGACAGAGGACACAAAACCAGGUGGGGUGUUCAGUAUUAUGCAGCAGUAAGAAAUGCUGUUUUUAUGAUACGGACACCCCCAUAUGUACCACCAGAACCACCUCCUUCAUUAAAUAAACAUGAAUGUGAUACUUUAUAUGUGUGUCCACAGUGCAAAGAUCGCUUCCAUUUUCGAAGUAGCUUGGAAGAUCACCGUGUACGGAAAAGUUGGAUAUUGGGAUAUUGGUGUCAACACUGCUUUAUGACAGUUUGUAAUCAUGAACCUAAAGAGAGGUCAUUAUGUUCUGUAUGCUCAAGCUUAGAACGUGAAAAACGUAUGUAUUUAAAAAACAGAGGUUUGCAUAAAACUCAAAGGUUUGGAUCAGUCCAACUUUUUUUUAAUCAGUGUCAAUUUCUUGCACAUCUGAAAGCUCAUUCUAUUACAAAUGUAAAUAUGAGUGACCUAAUGCUAAUGCCUAUUCCAACAAACUUGACUCAGAAUUGGGAUCCUGAAAUUAAUAUAAUAUGUGAAGCUCUUAUGGAACAUACAUUUAUAAAAAAGGUUCAUAUAAUGGACUGGUUAAAGGAUGAAAACAUUGUCAGUAAUUGGUGGCAGGUAACUAACAAAGAGAGGAAAGAUGAUAAUGAUGUGGUUAGAUCUAUUCUUAAAGAUUACAAGGGUCAUUGUUACUUUCCACCAAUAGAGAUACCAGUAGAGGAGCAGGUUUAUAUUUUGAAUAAUAAGUCUGUAUCCAAUUUUUAUACCAAUUGUUCCAAUAGUGAAAUGAUUAAUACUACAGAAAAUGCUGAUAAAAUGAAGAAUUCUUCCUCUGUAGAUUCCACAACACUUAUUUCUGAUGACAAUGAAAUUGAGAAUGAAGAUACUCCUUGUACAGUAAAUGACAUUGCUUUUGUGGAUUGUGGCCCAGCAUCAAACUUUUUUGAAUCUGAAAGUUCAGUAAGUAAUAUUUCAAAAAGACGGACUACAAUUACCACAAAGUCAAGUAAAAAUUUGUCUAACGUUUCUCAUAUAACUAAUGUGGUUGUUAAUAAAGCUAAGAAAGUUAGUGCAACACAAUGGAACUCUAUUUCAUCUAACACAAUCAUGUCGUAUGGUAAUACAAUGAUAACACCAAAAUUUGGUGAAAAAGAUUCUUCUAAAUGUGUUAUUAGUAAAAAGUCAACGAAAAAUGUAAUAGAUAAAUCCAAUAAAGGUACAACACCGAUGAAACUAAUUAGAGAUGGCAUUAGUAUGGGAAAAGGAAGCAAAAGAAUAUCUGAAAAAAAUGUAUCGGUUAUUGAAUCAGUUUCUAAGGUAGAACCUGAUACUUCCUCAUGUGCAAUAAAAACCGAGACGUGCAAAAAUAAAUUAGAGAAACCAAAGCAAAAUACACCUGUAGUAACUGUUAAUUCUGCCCAAAAGUUUGUUACACUUCAAAACACGGUACACAUUGAUAUUAAUAAAAUUAUUAAUCAAUUGCAACCUCGCGUCGUAGGCAACAAGAAAAUUUACUUGAUCGGACAAGACUCGAAGUCUAUCGUUGUUCAUAAUACGGAUGACAAGCCGUCUAAAAAGUCAGUUCAGUUGGUCCCCGAUGCAAAUCACGAGAACGGCGUGAAAAAUAAGGUAUUAUCGUCAGAUUCAUCGGAGAUCGAGUUAAUCGAUAAAGAUGUGAACAAAAGUGUCCAAACAAAACCAACUGAAUCUGUUGCAAAAAAACCGCAGUUUAUAAGAAAUAAGAUUGUAUGUCAUAAUGGACAAAAAUAUAUUAUCAAACAAACACCAGGUGCUAUAAAACCAUCGAAAAGCAGAUCCAGUGUUAACAGAUCAAUGAAGAAAGAGUACCAAGCAGUACUUUGGAAAUCUACAUGUAGUAUCCCGCCAUUAAUACCUAUAAAACGGAGCGACACAGAAAGCUUAUCGACACCAGAAAGAAUCAACAGCUUGCACGGUGAUACCUCCCCUUUAACCCCUUCACCGUCACCAUCAGAAUUAUCAAGCAGUUCCAGUUGUGAUGUGCAAUCGAAGCAAUCCAUUCUAACAACAAAGAGCACGUUAAAAACCGAUGCUUCUAAUUCGAGUAACAAGUCUGCAGAUGUUAAUAUGAAAGAGCGUAAUAGCACCGAUUCGGUCGCCCCUCUGACUUUUUAUAAAGGCGAGGACCAGAACUUGUAUCUCGACAUGAAGUAUCACCCUCAAAAGCCAAUCUACACUAUUGUUGAUUCUGCGAGUAUGAUCAUGAAAACUAAGCACGAAAUGCUCAACGAAUUCUUUCACUUGACAUACGCAGAACUGAAGAAACGAUACGAUCACUUGCAACAGCUUAACAGUGAGAUAUUGGCAGUAAUGGAUUUCGUACCUGAUAACAUGGUUAAGGAACGUUUGAAAAAAAUUAAUAUCUUGGAGCAUGUAUUAAAGCACUGUAUGGACAAGUGUAGCGAUAAGGUUGAAGAUAGCGGCACGAAAGAUCGGCAAUUGGAAGAUUGGGAAUUGGAAUACAAUCUCUCGGCGGAGAAAACAUUCUGUAAAGCUUGCAAAAAGCCACGGAAGCCCGAGUAUUAUAUUCCAGGAUUUUCAAAAUCUACGAAGAACGAUAUCUAUUGUUCUUGUUAUAGGCACGUUUGUCACCAGUGCGAUACCUACCAAGGCAAUUCAACUCGGUUCGUGGCUCAUCAAACGUUCCACGACAAGGAAAAGCCAUAUUUAUGUCCGGAUUGUUAUCGCAAAUUUCUAGCGUUCACGUCGCUGGAGGCUCACACGUGGACCAGCUGUUUUCACCCGUUAAAAAAGCGUGUCCUCGGUUGUAAAAUCUGCGAAAUAGACGGUUUCAGGGACAUGGAAACUGUCGCCAGGCAUUUCGCUGUCAUGCACAGUCAUAAUAGAAUCGCGUGCGAGAAAUGUUAUAUCGUUUUACCGUCGUACACCGAAUACCAGAAGCAUCACAAAGAGAAGCACUCGGACACGGAUGACGAGCAUCCGAUAAGGCUGGUCUUGUGUAAACUCGGCCGAUGCAUUGUACGCUGCGAAGAAUACAUGCUGCAUAUGGAGAAACAUCUGGUCGUACAAAGAUUAAUAUGGUUCACGUGUCCCUUCUGCACGUUCAUCCAUGUAGAAGCGAAACGGAUAAUGGCUCAUCUGCAGAGCGAGCAUUUGUCGCAAUUGUUCGGGAUCAUAAGUCCUCGGGUGCUGUGGAAAAUCUUGCCGCCGGACAUUGCGAGCAGUUUCCUGAACGGCACGCAGCAGUCGAUUAAGUCGUCCUGCCUGAACGAGGAAUCUUCGGAGGACAGGACGAUCAUGCCUAAAAUUGUGAACACCAGGACCAUCACGUCCGAGGUGUUCGAGCGCGGAACCGAAGAAGUGGUCGAGUAUCUACCAGUGACCGACUCCGGGCAGCGACCCAAAGUUAACAAGAAGUUCAAAGCUAUCACGAAAUUCUUCUCGGAAUUCAAUGAAAGUUUACCCAAGAUACUCGAAGUCAGAUCGAUCGCCGAACAAUCGUCGAGCGACGCUUCCGACUCGCCUAUCAAUGAAAGUGCAAUAGAGUCCGUGAAAGGAAUGGAAGACGUGGCAGCUCGGAAGGAAGUAAAAACUGAUACAAAGCGUCUAAAUGAUCUUACAGAAUCGGAACACGAAAUUUCGAUCGAAGACAUCAAAUUGCAACUUUUACCGGGCAAUCGGGAGGUGAAGGAUGAGCACGCAACAGAGAUCGAUUUAAGUAAGUUGACGACUGAACCGGCUCAACAAGAUAGCAGUUCGUAUCUUCGGAAGGAUGCGCUGCUGUCGACGAAUAAGGAUGCAGCUAAAACGGAUACCAUCGAUCAGAAACCAUCAUGCGAGAUAGGCGAUGCGAAGGAAACAGAAAUAAGACAAACGAAUGAUACUUUCAAUAAUUCGAGUCGGCUGUUGAAACCUCCUCCACUCGCCAGAAUUCCUCAGCGCGUUCUCGAACCGGAGCAGACGUCAAAAACGGAGGGAAGGCCGAAGGUGUUCUCGCGCAGCCAGAAAACGAGUCGACAUUUUUAUCAACGAAUCGCCCUGAACGGCCCACUUAAAGCGAAAGAAACGGUCCUAAAUUUCUUCUGUCCCCUCUGCGGAGACCUGAUAAAUACGUCGUGGUCGGUCGUGAGUAGUCAUUUCGAGCAAAAGCACAGGCAGGAUUGCAAGCUGGUGGUGGUCAAUCCAACGCUGGUGCGAAUGUCGCAGGAAUUCAUAAACGACGGUUACAAGGAUUUGCUGGGUAACAGAAAGCGCAAAUCGGACAAUGCCUCGACGAACACGAAGAGGAGACGGAGGUGGACACCGAAGAAGUAUUCGGAGGGUAGAAACGCGAACUUCGCAGGAAUCGGGCUGUGCGUGACGCAGGAGACCGCGGAGGAUAGCGAAGGGAAAUUCCGGUGUAAAAAGUGCGACCAGCGGUGUUCAAACAUGAUACAUUUGAGAGAGCAUAUUGCGACCGAUCACAGGAUCAGAGGGCGAUAUCUGAUCUGCCUGGAAUGCGGUGACAAUUUCGUGGUCGCGCCUAGUUUGCAGAUGCAUCUGAAGGCGUUCCACGGGAUUGAAGACCCCAUUGCCUAUAUGGCAAAAAACCCGUCCUAUGCACCGGAUAGCAUCGAAGAUCUCGAUGUUGAAGGGAAGGCCAUCGAGGCGAAUCAGUGCCACGUCUGCAUGGCUGUCUUCGAGAACAAGGCUGCCGUGGAUAAACACCUCAGGGUUCACGGUAUGGCGUUUCUAAAUCGAAAAAGGAUAGAGGCGCAGAACGCCAUGAAGAGUCCGGAAAAGAAAAACGGGACCGACGAAGAAAAGCAGGUACCGGAUGCGACGACGGGACCAAAGGUACCCGUCAGGAAGGGUAAACCGGCUGAGACGAUAUUAGACAAAAUUACUGCAACCAUGUAGUUAACGGAAACACGACUAUCCGGAGGCAAAAGCGACCGAAGCAUAAUAAAUACUUAAGAAUUCCCAUUCUCAAAUAUGCCAAUCUGUGAUUUACCGUUUUAUUUAAGUGUACGACGAACUUUUCUUGUAAUUAGGGCAGUUUAGACAAGGAUUGUUAGUUAUUUCAUAGGAUCGUGGGAGAAUAGCGUCUCGUUUAUCGGAACAGACUUUUAUUAACUCGCUCGAGUUAAUAUAGGCGUAUUACCUUGUUUUAGAAUAACGAAACGUAAUGCGAAACGUAAUGCUUCUUGUAAAUACGAGCGCGUAACCGUAGACAAGUCGUAUUCCAAGUACGUUUGAUUCAUUACACAACGCGGAUCCGUUGAGAUCCGAUCGUUCGAUUUAUUCGCGAACUUUGUGGUUUUACUUUGUGUUACUCGAUCGUAGGUGGCUCUGUAUCUAUUGUAUCCUUUGGUAUUUACAGAGUCCCGCGGUUACAAGUACAAGAUAAUGUAAAUAAUUCUGAUUUAAAACAGAUAUAACUUUUUGUACUCUACUAAUUCGUAUACAUCGUUGUACCAAAAGAUACAUGAAAAUAAAAUAUUCUAAUUUACUUUCGGUCAUUCUGUACAUGUAUCUGUCCUCGAGAAUAGAAAAGAAUCUCAUUGAUAACAGUCACAUAGAAUAUAUAUAUAUAUUUAUCUUUAUUACACCGUCUUUAAUUGCACCGACGAACAUUAUUGCUUAGUAAUUAGCGGUUCAAUGAUUGACACAUCGAUAUUAUUCGAGGUACGAAACGAGGGUACGGUUGCGCUUCAUUUGUUCUUAUCUACAUAUUUAUAGAUGUAUACAUAACGCUUCUUUAUGCGUUGCAGCAUCAAAAUAUCAGUACAUCUCGCAUUAAAAUUUACAGAGGGAACUGA
Molecule: messenger RNA, 6806 nt
Organism: Nomia melanderi (Alkali bee)
Lineage: Eukaryota; Metazoa; Arthropoda; Insecta; Hymenoptera; Halictidae
Source: RefSeq, a predicted model, not a curated record